AUGACAAUCCGUGGUUCCGUCCUCUUGCUCCUCUGGCUGUGGGCGGGCGGGGUUCCGGUCGACGGCUGCCCGCCCAAGUGCAGCUGCUUCCGCGAGCCUCGCCUCACCAUGGCCUGCCAGCAGCGCGGGCUGUCCGCCGUCCCCGCCGAGAUCCCGGGCCAUGUGCAGCGCAUCUUCCUCCAGAUCAACAAGCUGACGGAGAUCCGCUCCACCGCCUUCAGCCUGUGCCGCAACCUCACCGUCCUCUGGCUCUACUCCAACAACCUGCGGCACGUCGAGGCGGGGGCCUUCUACGGCCUGGAACGCCUGGAGGAGCUGGACAUCGGCGAUAACGGCGACCUGCGGACCAUCAGCUCCACGGCCUUCAGCGGCCUGUCCCGGCUGCAGACCUUGCACCUGCACCGCUGCGGGCUGUCCGAGCUGCCGUACGGCAUUUUCAUGGGUCUGUCCUCCCUUCAGUACCUCUACCUCCAGGAUAACAACCUCUUGGCUAUACACGACGACACCUUCCUGGACCUGGCCAAUUUAGCCGUGCUGCACCUGCACAACAACAAGAUCAAGACGGUGACGGACUUCAUGUUCCGCGGACUGUUGAGCCUGGACAGCCUGCUCUUGCACCAGAACCGCGUGAGCGCGGUGCAUCGGCACGCCUUCCACGACCUGCGCCGGCUCGCCACGCUCUUCCUGUUCCACAACAACCUGACGGCGCUGAGCGGCGAGGCCAUGGAGCCCCUCGUGGCCCUCCGCUACCUGCGCCUCAACGGGAACCAGUGGGUGUGCGACUGUCGGGCCAGAACGCUGUGGGACUGGUUCAAGACCUUCCAGGGGUCCAGCUCGCAGCUCGAGUGCCACGUGCCAGAGCGCCAUGUCGGAAAAGACCUGAAAAGGUUAAAGAGCGACGAUCUGGAGGGCUGUUACGACAGCCACCGACAUACGUGGACCAGCUUGCUGAACACAAGGAACAGUCGGUACGGGAAGCUCUUCAGCACAGAGAGCCCACUAGGGGCAGCGAUUCCCAGGUGCUGCCUCACAAACUCGGACAAGUCCUCAAUCCUCUCCGACAAGGGGCUUCCGGAUCUCUCCUCCUUCAACAGCCAACAGAUCACAAAGAACCCCCUGAAGGAGAAAGAGAACAUUUCUAAAACCAAGGGGCCUACGACAGGCCUCACUUUCGAAGAUUCCCCCCAGCCAGACCGGAUGCUCUUCAGCCAGGAGUACAGGAUCAACAUGGAGGCCACAUGGUACCAGACCAACAUGGAAGCCACAAGUUGUGUGAUGUAUGUUGCGUGGUUGUGA
Molecule: messenger RNA, 1296 nt
Organism: Sardina pilchardus (European sardine)
Lineage: Eukaryota; Metazoa; Chordata; Actinopteri; Clupeiformes; Clupeidae
Product: reticulon-4 receptor-like
Exons: 6
Coding region: 1-1296 (431 amino acids)
Cellular component (GO): extracellular matrix
Molecular function (GO): protein binding
Source: RefSeq, a predicted model, not a curated record